UCGGACCCGUCUCCAGGUUACCGGCUGAUGGCGGCGGCUGGGCCUGGGCUUGGGCCUGGACCUGGGGCUGGGGCUGGGCCUGAAGCCCCGCUCCUCAACUGCGGCCACUACUCCCGCUCCUGCCGGCUCAAGGCACUGUGCUGUGGGAAAUUUUACACUUGCCGGCUGUGUCACGAUGAUGCAGAAAAUCAUCAGCUGGAUCGCUUCAAGGUCUCACAGGUUCAGUGUGCAAAGUGCAAAACAGUCCAGCAGGUGAAAAAGAGCUGUGAACGCUGUGAAACUGUGUUUGGAGAAUACUAUUGUGACACAUGCCAUCUCUUUGAUGUGGACAAGAAGCAGUACCAUUGCCUACCAUGUGGAAUUUGUAGGAUUGGGCCAGAAGAUAAUUUUUUCCACUGUGUGAAAUGUAACUUGUGUCUAGCUAUUCAUCUCCGUGGGAACCACAAGUGUGUUGAAAACGUCUCCCGACAGAACUGUCCAGUGUGCAUGGAGGACAUUCAUACUUCUCGUAUUGGGGCUCAUGUCCUGACCUGCGGUCAUCUUCUUCACAAGACAUGCUAUGAAACGCUGUUUAGCAAAGGAGCCUACCGGUGUCCGUUGUGUAUGCGGUCGGCUGUUGACAUGACAAAAUACUGGGAGGAACUAGAUACAGAAAUAGCCCAGACUACUAUGCCAUCAGACUAUCAGAAUAUGAUUGUUAAGAUCAUGUGUAAUGACUGCCAGCUCCAUAGCACCACACCGUUCCAUGUGCUGGGUCUGAAGUGCAGCGGAUGUGGGUCUUACAACACUGCCCAAGAUGGAGGGCUGAUCACACCAUAGGGACAGCAGUGAUGCACAGCCUGCCACCCUGUAGGAUUCUCAAUUAAACCUCUUGAAAAUGGAUUUGAAAUACCUGGUUCGCAAACUUCCUUUUGACAGUUUUCCAACUAGCAAGCUGAAAACAUCCAUAAUUGUCAAUCAUAUGAUGUAACCCAAUAGUUUUGGGGGCCAAUAACCCACUUAAAUCCUUGGAUUUGUUUGUUGCGUUUUACCUCAGUUACUAUGUACAUGCCAGGUAAAGUUGAAAUGGUUUUCUAGCUUGUGGUAGGGCAGUGAAUCUGGCCAUUGUCUUAUAUCUAGAAUAACUGAUCUUUCAAUUCACCUUAGUGCACUGAGAGAAGCUAGGUUACUUCUUGAUGUGGCUGCACAGCUAUAUGCCCUGCAAUCAUGGUUAUUGGAAAACAGUGUGUAUCUGGUAGCUCAAAACCUUAAAUGGAAUUUCUUGAUUUCACUAUUCAGUAACACACUGAAUUCUUUCAUCAAUAGCUCCAGCUAAGAGCCAAUGUAAUACCUGUAAUACAUUCUUUGAAUCCACGCUCUGAGCGAGUUCUGUAUUUAGAACUGUCUUCAGGUUUUAUCUGAUCCUAUAAGUCAUUCUUGCCUGUCGAUUGUUGCUUAAAAAAAAACAAUGUUGAGGAUUGUGUGUUUGUUCAAGGUGUAUAAUGUCCAACAGCUCACUGCAACAAACAUGAAUGCUGUAUCAGUACACAUCGUACAUUCUUAAGUAUCAUUCAAGCCCUAUAAAGGUAUAAAAUAAUGGUAGUUUGUGGACAGUGUUUGCAUUGGCAUUUGUGUCUGCACCUUUGCUUGACACUUUAACUGAUUUCUACAGACUUCAACAUCAUUGUUCCAGGAACAAAUUUAUGACUUUUAGUAUUUCGUUAUGUAAUAUCUUAAUUUUUUGGUAUCUUUUUGUCCUUUAAUUCUAAAUGGGUCUUUCUGUCCUGUGACACCCCCAGUGGGCAAUGAGUUUGCAUUGAGCACAACCCAAGAAAAUCAUAGGUUACCCACCUGCAAUGUUUUCCCUGUUUAGUAUGUGUCAACUGUGACUGAAUAGGUAGCACUUUCAUCUCUAAAUCACAAGGCUGUGUGUUCGAUCCCAACUCCAGAGACUUGAUUACGUAGUCUAGGCUGGCAGUACUGAGGGAGUGCUGCACUGUUGGAGGUGCUGUCUUUCAAAUGAGAUCUUGAACUGAGCUGUCUGAUGUUGACAUGAAAGAUCUCAUGGCACUAUUUCAAAGAAGAGCAGGGGAGUUCUCCCCAUCAAAGUUUCUGUGAAGCCAGAAACAGCAGAAAGACUCCCCACAUCUCUAAAAUUGCCACCCAUCACUUUCCACUUUCACCCCCUUCUGGGAUCUAUCUUAGAACCACUGCUGGUGAAGCAAUCACCUCAAUAUUCAAUUCUAUAAAAUAGCUGGUUGUUGUCCAAAGAAAAUUAAUGAGGCCCAUUUGCAGUCUGGACAUUGGCACAAUAUUUAUCCAUUAACCAACAUCACUAAAUCAAAUUAUCUGAUCGUUUUUGUAUUUCUGAUUGUGGGAGAUUGCUGUGCGCAGAUUUCUGUCACUUUUCCUGCUUUUCAACAGUUACUACACUUUGCAAGUACUUCAUUGUAAAAGGUACGUCAUUCAGUUCGAGACGGUAAAGCACUUCGGCUUGCCCUGAAAUCAUGAACAGCAACUAUAAAAUUGCAAUUCUCUAUUUUUUGCUACACCUGUGGGUGCUUAGGUACCACAUGUUGCAAAUGUUUAUAUCCUGGGAACAUAGUCGUCAUUCUUAGGCUCAAUUUGGGUUUAAAAAAUGUACGACACUCCAGUUGCUGAUUAGGUGCUGUUUAUUCACUCAUGAUAACAGUGAAAUUUGAUAUGAUUGCACAAGGUGCUCAAACUGUGACUUAACCGAUUUCCAAUGUAGACUGAUCAUAAUCUCUCUGAAUUUUAUUCAGUGCAACUGUACAUAAAACUCAGGGCAACAAAUUGAUUUCCCCUGACUUUUUCUACCUGUAAUUGUCUUUUCAUGACCUCUAGCAUUUGUAUCUUUACUUCAGCAAGCUAGUAUCAAUAGCUAAUGUGCAGAGCCCUGAAAAGGAAGACCCUGGAGAAGAAUUCAAACUGAUUGAAAUAUAUGAAUGAGGAAGUCUUGCUCCAAUUGUACCGGGCUUUGGUGAAACCACAUCUGGAAUGCUGUGCGCAGCUUUGAUCUCCAUAUCUGAGGAAAGAUGUACUUGCCUUGGAGAUGGGAUAGCAAAGGUUCACUAGAUUGGUCCCUGAGAUGAGAGGAUUGCCUUAUAAUGAGAGGCUGAGUAAGUUGGGUCUUUACUCUCUCUGUAAAGAAUGAGAGGUGAUCUCCUUGAAACGUUCAAGAUUCUGCAGGCACUUGACAGCGUAGAUACUGAGAGGCUGUUUCCCCUGGCUGGGGAAUCUAGAACAUGGAGGCACAGUCUCAGGAUAAGGGUUCAAUCAUUUAGGACUGUGAUGAGAAAUUUCUUCAUUCAGAGAGUUGUGAAUCUUUGAAAUUAUCCACUCCAGAGGUAUGUGGAUGUUCCAUUGUUGAAUAUAUUUAAGGCUGGGAUAGACAAAUUUUUGGUGUCUCAGGAAAUUGAGGAAUAUGGGGAGUAGAUGAGUAACGAGUUGAGGCAAAAGAUCAGCUAUAAUCACACUGAAUGGCAGGGUAGGCUCAAAGUGCUGCAUGGUCAACUCCGAAUUUCUUAUGUUCUUAUCAGUGAUGAUGACCAUGAAACUUUUGGAUUGUUGUAAAAACCCAUCUGGUUCACUGAUGUCUUUUAGGGAAGGAAACCUGCUGUGCUCACCUUGUCUGGCCCACGUGAUUCCAGACCCCACAGCACCACGGUUGACUCUUAAAUGCCCUCUGAAAUGGCCUAGCAAGCCAUUCAGAUAUACCAAACCAUGAUAACAAAGUAGAAUAAGCUCCACGUGAACAGCAGCAGUUCAGUAAGAGGGUUUGCCACCAAACAUCUUGGACAGUUCAUGAUGGGCAAUAAAUGCUGGCCUUGUCAGUGACUCCCACAUCCCACAAAUGAAUAAAACAUUAUUUCCCAUUGAGCAUUUGAUUUUAUUGAACGUUUUUGUUUCCAGUAUUUAGUUUUGAUAUUUUGGAUUUGUCUUCUAUAUAAUACUGAGAAGUUGGUUCUGAACUGUUAUCAGCUCUGCUAUAAUACCAGAAUUACCAGGAGCUGGCAUUAUACUAACUGAACAGAAUUGAACGAUUUGAUUGGGAACUGAAUUGAACUUUUGUUGCUCGAGUGAAUUUGGGUAUUUUGUGAGCUGUUUGUCUAUAAAUGAUAACUUUUCUAUUAAUCUGAGUAAGGCGGCAUGUUUGACUGAACAGCUUAUGUUAGUCAAACUUUAAAGACAGGAUAGAUUUUAUUUUGCAACAUAUUUAAAGUGUGGUAGGUUGUAUUCAUUUACACUGAAAUUGUUUCUUUGCAAUUUAGAAAAAUCAUUUCAAUGUUUAAUAAUCUAUGUAUUCUAAUUAAAAACCUGAUUUCUAAGUUA
Carcharodon carcharias (great white shark) is the source of this 4332-nucleotide messenger RNA. It is a transcript of the gene rchy1, whose product is annotated as ring finger and CHY zinc finger domain containing 1. Lineage: Eukaryota; Metazoa; Chordata; Chondrichthyes; Lamniformes; Lamnidae. Bases 28 to 819 code for a protein of 263 amino acids. Gene Ontology annotation, molecular function: ubiquitin protein ligase activity; zinc ion binding. Gene Ontology annotation, cellular component: nucleus. The record is from RefSeq and is a predicted model, not a curated record. The transcript is spliced from 9 exons. Gene Ontology annotation, biological process: ubiquitin-dependent protein catabolic process; protein ubiquitination.